This is a messenger RNA of Cryptotermes secundus, 6600 nucleotides long. Its product is annotated as adhesive plaque matrix protein. The transcript is spliced from 2 exons. The coding region runs from base 1445 to 5488 and encodes 1347 amino acids. The record is from RefSeq and is a predicted model, not a curated record. Lineage: Eukaryota; Metazoa; Arthropoda; Insecta; Blattodea; Kalotermitidae.
UCGUAGAAGGAAGGGCUUCCAGGCUGUCACAGUCACUACGUCUUCCCCCACCAACACUCACCAAACUUCACUUUUUACUAUCCCUUCCUACCGGUAGACAGACUGAGAGUGAACGCUAAUGUUCUUUUCUCUAAAGCAUGCUCAUAAAACGAGCACUAGCUUUUACUGUGCAGCUGGACACAUGGCUGUCAGUCGAGUGCAACGCGGUGUGGAGUAGAAAUGGGUUUCUCAAGGAGCAAACGGGUUACCUGUCAGUGAUGGCGGCACCUGUGAUAACCAUAACGAGGGUCACGACAGCCAACACUACUGCAUAUCAGGAACGGAUACAACAAUUCUGGAGGAUACUAGGCGAAUAACUACUGCGUGAUAUUAAGUGUUCUACAAACCGCAUUCAUCUGAAACUGUCACCAACCUGACUGAAGGAUGCGCAUCUAAAUAGCUUAGCUUUCUUUGCAAAGGUACACAUUUCAGAAGAAAAGAAGAAGCGUGUGUUGUGAGAACUUACAUGUGAGUUUAACCUCCACGUAUAUACAAUAGGAUAUACAAACACAAUCGGUAUAUAACGGAGAGUAGUGUGAACAUAAUUCUAUAACCUAUUCGUACGGCGGUGAUAUUCCUUACAUUACGUUGGACCUCACAAGCAAAAAUGUUAUAAAACAAUUACAUCCCGGUGCAUGUAGUUAAAGUUGUUAGCAGACGAGCCUAAGUUUGCAUUUUUUCUAAUUUAACUCCGCAAAAGGCUGUUACGUCUGCGGAAGAUCGAGAGGGGUAAGACGUAGGCCUAUGGUAAUGUUUCAUAAUACGUAAUAAUCAAUUUCUUCUAAGAAGGUACCGUAUUCAUCGUCCUUUGCUUGUGGUCGUGAGCGAAGUGUUACGGAGAUCUCGAUGGUGGGACAGGAAACGAACGUUAACUUACAACAGCGUACAAAUGAUACUUUUAAACAUUUCGACAUGCGAAGAAAAAGAAAUACAACAGUACAAACACGCACUCAAGGUUCAACAGUUUCUGUGUUUGUAAUUAGCGAGUGAAUGUCCUAAGGAGGUUACGUAACAAUACCGGUAAAAAUGGUCGCAAAAAAUGAACCCGAAAUAAGUAGGAACGUCACCAUUUUCCUUCGCUAUAGGCAGUAAUGACAUUGGCUGACAAUUUUCGUGCAAUUAAAAUCGUUUAGCAAAGUCUUCUCUCAUGUGACUGCGUAUAGAAGAGAGCAAGCUAAGUAUAAAGAAGACACUGGGUGAGCAGGAACGCGGCGCUGAUGCUGAGUAGGUGUAAUUGCUACUGGACUGCACUGAAUGGUCGUUACGUUAUGGUAAUCACAGGCGUGAAGGGAACGUAAAACAGGAGACACGAGUUCGGAACCGCAGCACGCCGCGCUAGUACUGCUACUGGCUCUCAAUUAAUAGGAUAAAGAGUCAACAGGAGGAGGAACCGCUGUUACCAACAAUGAACUCGAUGUUCCUUCCGGUAAUACUUGCGACACUUGUGGCAGCUGCAGGGUCUACACUAGAUCAUAACCUCGACAAGCCAACAUCCGAAGAGCUCCACGUGGUAGCGGCGACAUACAAUAACCGACGGCCAACACCGAGGCAACAGAUCGUAUAUGACAAUGGUAAACACUCCCGCUUACCAGAGCACAGCCGGGUGAAGCAGGGUGUUGGGCUGCGGUUAAGUUCCAACAAAGCUGACACUGUACAUGCAGAGAACGCGUCCUUAAGUGAUGUGGCACCUAAUACGGCCAGGAGAAGGGAUCCGAAGGAUUCAGAACCGGAUGGCAUGUUGAUGGCGAGUGCUGGGCGAAGGAACACCAACAAAUCCAAACAAGGUGACGACGACGACGGCGACGAGGACAAAAAGACGCUGUCUCAACAGAUUGCUGAGGGGAAGUACGGACUGAUAGAGAAGGAAAUAUACGCUACAACACCGAAAAGGCCGGGAAUAAUCAGUUACGCCUCUAACCCAGAAGUUCCUCGAGACACCGCCAAAAAUCUAGGAGGGUUGGAACCUGAAGAAAUAUGGCUGGCAGAAAACCAUCUUCUAGUUCUUAGAGGGGGAUUCUUUCCUGAACAUAAAUUUAACAGAACUGACGAUUCAGACACAGUGUGGCCACCAAUAGAUGACUUCAAUGCGCCACGACGGCAAGUAAAGAUUCCGGCCAACCCGAAGAUUCCACCGCCUUUUCCUGUGCAGCUCACAGACGAUGGUCCAACGCAGUUCAUCGGUUUCAACGGCACCGCGGGUAGGCCACCCUUCCCUCCAUUCUUCCCGCAACCUCCGCCCCGUAACGGGUCAUACUUUGCUCCACCAUUUCCGUUCCCGCCCCCAGGAAAUUUCACACCGGAAUUCUACCCCCCAAUACCCCCGGGAAACUUCAGUCCCGGGGGAGGGUUCUACCCACCUCCGGGAAACGGAUCGUUCUCUCUACCUCAGUUCCCGUAUCCACUUCCUCCGCCAGGGAACGGGUCAUACUUCGGCCCGCCUCCGGGAAACUUCACGCCGGGGAGCGAGCCAUUCUAUCCUCCGCCGUUCCCCGGGUUUCCCCCUCUCCCUUUCAACGCCACCUACUACCCCCCUUAUCCUCUCCCACCACCGCUUCCACCCAACGCUACCCUCCCAUUUCCCCCGCCAUUCUUAAAUCUACCGCCGGGAGCAGCAUUUCUACCGCCACCAGGAAACCUGACUGUGCCCUUCGACGAAGACGACCCCUCGCUAUAUUAUCCGCCGCCCUACGACUUCUACUAUCCAAGAGACAAUUCAACGGAAGUGCCUCCGGGUCCACUUGUACCAGGGAUCAUCCUCCCUCCUCCACCCAAUUUCUUCGCACCGCUAAACAACAACUCGGAAGAACACAGUGAACAUCACCCGACAUCACCACCUCCAACAACUACACCCCCUGUGGCUGACACACCUGCACCACCUUACGGCAGGUAUUUGCCAGCGCUGAGCCGGCCUCUACCUGCUAAAAAUCGACGUCCGUCACUCGGCUAUACACCCAUCACUACUGAAAUCCGCAAGAAGAAACCCUUCCCGACAGCCAGUAUUGUGGACAACGAGGCUCUCAAUCACAUCACACCUGACGCUGAAACUUAUGUUCUCACAACUCCUGCUCCCGAGAUACAAAAACUGGACCAGUAUUCUGAGAAGCCCCCUCGUCCACCAAUUAGCAUUGCUCCCCAAAUCGUCCAUGUAACACAUAAAGGAAAAUCGCCUAUUGAACAAAUUCCGCAGCAAGGUUAUUAUUACGAAAAGCCUGCCAUCCCCUUCACACAAGCACCGGAAAAUGUCUACAGCAAUAUCCAUAACGUCAUACUGACAACCGCCGUGCCUGACGUGUCUUACUACACCGUACCUCUAACAGACAUCGUCGUGCGACCCACUCCGCGGCUGCAGCACACCAAAAAUGCUUCUAACCAGAACACACCUGUACAACCUCCUAAGACGUAUUACCAGCCUGGGCCCAUAACAGAGGAGUCGCCUACAAACCAAGGGCAAGGAAUCAAUAUACCUACGACAACAGUGGCACCUCAUCUUAUCUACUACAACAGUCAACAACAGCCUCUGGAUACUGAAACCAACACUGUGACGCCUUCACCACAGCCAUAUAACUUGAAAACAAAGAGUGGGGCCAGAGUUACAGUGCUGCCACCACUUUCUUAUCACACAGUGCCUUCUGUCAGUAAACAAAGGAAUCCAGCAUCUGUGAAGACAUCCUACUACUUUUAUGAGGAGCCCAAUGAAGGGUCAAGGUAUGUGAGUGAUCCCCCCUCACCUGUCACUACCCAGGCACCACCUUCAAAAUAUGAAGAGCCUGUGAGGUACUACAAUGAAGAGGUUUCUACCACUCCACAACCCUUUUAUAGUUAUAAUGUCCCUCCUAUUGGUGGGAAGAGCACUUCUCCAAAGGUGCAGCUCCAACAAUAUGUAUAUUCCAAUGUGCUUCCUGUAGGGCAAUCAGUGGAAGGCAUAAGUCAAACAGAACAGCCCCAACAGUAUGUGUAUUCUGACGCACUUCCAGCAGAAACACCAGGUAAAAGCCCUCCUCAAACAGUACAUUCGCAAGUGUAUUCCAUAGCUGCACCUGUGAAAGGUUCAACACAAGCUGAGCAAUACAUAUACUCUAGUAUAGCUCCUGCUAGUCAAGCUAAAGGGGUCAGAACUCGACCUCAGUCAUACGUCGUGUCAUCAGCUUUGCCUGUGGAUCAACAGGUCAUCUUCUCUAGUGGGACAGGCAAGUUCGCACAAAGUUCAACACCUGCACCACCUCAAUAUUAUUAUGUUACUGUAAGUCCUGGUAUACAGUAUGAAGCUGUGGGCUCUGCUGCUCCGUCCACAGUAAAUCAGAAGUUUCCAACUCAACCUCCCCAACAAGAGCUCAUAAAGUCUACUCCACAGCCUAUACCCCUAGUGCCUAAAUUAGUAUACUACACUACACCAAGGACCAAUUUUGCAUACCAUGAUACUUCCUCUCAGAGACCCAUCAUAUACAAUAUUCAACCAUCUCCUUCCCCAAGACCCACAUACCAAUACAGUUACGACACAAAUGGCAAUAACGUAGAAACUCAACCCAGACAACAAAAUAUUUAUACAACCAUUCGUACAAAAUCUAGAAAACCUCAGAGGCCGAAUUAUCAAGGAGACAGCCAAGGGGCAAUUGUAUCACCAGUACAGUACCAAUCAACCCCAAGGACACUAUUUGAAUACAAUUAUGAGCAGAGUACAAAAGCACCAGACAUUCAACACUUCUACCCUGCUCCCCAGUAUAAUGUUCAGAAAGAUGUCCCAGCAGGUAGUCCGACAGCACAUUAUGGCUAUGAAGAUGUUAGCGAACAAAGCAAGCAAAGAUAUGAAUAUCAAUCAACACCUCAACCAAGAUUUCGUGGACGUCAACGUCCUCAAGUUCCUCAGGUUAAUAUAUAUCCAACUGCAAAUCCUUUCCAUGCGUAUUUUACCCGGCAAGAUGAAACACUUCUAGAUGAUAUAACUAAGAAAUAUUUCACCAUAUUUGGCCAAAAGCUACCAUCUGGUGAUGAAAAUGUGCCAACAACGCCCAUUCCAGCCUAUACGAAAGGAAAUGUUCAAUCUCAAUCAAAGCGGCCUUAUGUAGCAAAUGGAGAAAGACAAUAUUACACAACUCCGAUUCCCAACUACAAUAUUCAAAAGAGUGAAAAUCCUCCUGAAAGUGAUCAGGUCAGCAAAGUUCCAGUAUCAUUAGCAGAUGAUAUAAAUAUAAAUUACAAGAAACCUUCACCACCUGUGAAUCCAUUAAGUGAAUUUAUAGAUACCAGACAGCUCAGUAACUUACAACCUGGUGGAGCCCUUGUAUCUUACAAAUUUCCAGGUGAUGGUGGUCAUUUUUACUUCAUCACGCCACAAGUUGUUGGUGCAGAACAACCUCAGCAGCAAGCCAACGGAUACCUGUACUCCCCACCAAACCAAGCUCCUCCUCAAUUAGUGACAUACAGGAGGAAAAAGAGAAAAGAGCAAAGAUGAGGGAAGUACUGAUAACACAUUCUAGUUAAAUUUUUAAUUCAACUGUAAAGGAACUUUCUUUAUAGAGUUCCAAAAUACAGAUGCCAUGAAUGCUCCCAUAUUGGGAACUAUGGUGUGUUAAACUCAUGCAGCUCUUGCAGACUUACAAGAGAGUUUGUAAUGUUUGUAUAACAGAGGAGGAAGUCUGAAAAGUAAUUUGUAAUCACAAACUUCAUGAGCUUUCAAUAAGUAAAGACUGAAUCAUGAUCCAACUAUGGAAGAUCUGAGGUUCUCCCAGUACUGGCAGUGAUGGUUACUGUCAUUGUUAUCUGUUAGAUGUUCUACAGCAUUCUGAAAAAAACAUGCUGUCUUCUUCAGGGUAAAGAUUUAAAGAGUUAUUCUUCUACUAUGAAGACUGAUACAGCAUAUUCCAUUGAAACUCUUAAUAAACACCUACCAGAUUAAAUGGUAUCGCAUUCCAAAGUCAGUACAGUUCAUGAAUCAAAUAUUCUGAAAACAACCUUCAACUUUCUCAGCAAGGCAACUUAUCAACAAGUACAAUAGUCUACAGACUUACUAUCCAGGCUAUAUACGGUUAACUCAUGUCGCAAGACAAGCACAAAAAAUGUGCUGUACUCAUUCAACUGUAAGUUGUGUUACAGAAAAUAUACCAGAUACAUUUAAAAACUGGUGAAAAGAAUUGUGAUAAGAGUGAUAAUGUGUGUGAAUGUAUUAUUAGAUUAAAUGAAUGAACUAUCAUCAUGUAUUUGCUCAAUUCCUUGUGAAAUUCAUUUGCAGAAAACUAAGCAAUUGUUUCUGCCCUUAUCACACAGGAUUUGACAGCAGAUGAAUACAUUUACCACCGCUUUUACAGGUAAACAUGAAUGAUAAAAGCUACAUUUUGUAACCAGGUUCACCGGAUUCACAGUGCAGCUUUGUCAGUGUGUACCAAUGGCAAUUAAUGAAAUACAAGUGCCAUUACAUGAAUUAUUAUGAACUGUUCAAAAAGGGAAAUACCAAUUCAAGGGAAUUAUGCCAUUUGUAUGUAUGUAAAUGUUCAGAGGCUUAUUUAUUAAGGACAAUUAUUGUAUUCAUGACAUUAAAAUAUAAAAUAGCUCCAAUUCCAUGCUUAA